AUGGCAGCCGCCGCUCGUCCCCUUGUCUCCGUCCAAAUCCUUCCCACCAUGAACGACAUGGCCACCGAUUCCCCGGCCACUGUUCCCCUGCCCGACGUUAUGAGGGCCUCUAUCAGACCCGACGUCGUUAACUUUGUUCACUCCGGCAUGUCGAAGAACAGCCGCCAACCCUACGCCGUGUCCAAGAAGGUCGGCCACCAGACCUCCGCCGAGGGUGUCGAGAAGACAUCCACCGCUAUCAAGCUGCUCAAGGAGAUCAGAGCUUAUGUUGAAUGA
Molecule: messenger RNA, 276 nt
Organism: Linum tenue
Lineage: Eukaryota; Viridiplantae; Streptophyta; Magnoliopsida; Malpighiales; Linaceae
Source: the annotation of a GenBank genome assembly